Messenger RNA from Fusarium oxysporum Fo47, 1340 nucleotides. RefSeq names its product glycosyl hydrolase family 61-domain-containing protein. The coding region runs from base 139 to 1122 and encodes 327 amino acids. The record is from RefSeq and is a predicted model, not a curated record. Lineage: Eukaryota; Fungi; Ascomycota; Sordariomycetes; Hypocreales; Nectriaceae. The transcript has a single exon.
CAGAUCUUCAUCUUCUUUCAUUCACUUCAGUCUUUCUUUCGAAGAGCUAGUCUCUCGUUCCUUUCGUUCCAAUUCAACCGAGCCAGUCUCCAGCACUACCAAACAAUUUUACUAUCCCUCAAACCAACUCUUUUCAAAAUGAAGUUCUCCGCUCUCGCCCUCGCUGCCCUCUCGCAGGUCGCUUCUGCCCACUACUUCUUCGACGUCAGCGCUCUCAACGGUGUCGAGUCUAAGUCCUUCCAGUACAUCCGUGACUUCACUCGUCCCACCAAGUACAACCCCAUCAAGUUCUCCUCCAACCCUUCCGCCGACAUCCGCGACAACUCUUUCGCUGAUGGUGAGGACAUCAUCUGCAACCAGGGUGCCACCGGAACCGGUGGUAACACUGAGGUCCUUGAGGUCAAGGGCGGCGAUGUCAUGACCUUCAAGCUUGCUGUCGGUGCCAAGAUGGGUCACCCCGGACCUACUCUGGCCUACAUGUCCGCCGCUGGUAGCGACGUCAAGUCCUACAAGGGAGACGGCGACUGGUUCAAGAUCAUGGAGGAGGGUGUCUGCAACGCCAGUGGUGACUUCACCAAGGACGCCUGGUGCAACUACGACGCCCCCUCUUUCGACGUCAAGAUCCCCCAGGGUACCCCUAACGGCGAGUACCUCCUCCGAGUUGAGCACAUCGGUAUCCACCGAUCCCACGUCAACCAGCCCGAGCACUACGUCUCUUGCGCUCAGGUCAAGGUUACCGGUGGCUCUGACGGCACUGUCGACGCCGAGAUGGUCAAGUUCCCCGGUGCCUACAAGGACACCGAUGAGUACGCCAACUUCUCCAUCUACGGCGGUGCUAAAGCCUUCCCCAUGCCCGGCCCCAAGGUCUGGGACGGUGCCGCUUCCGCUGGUGGCUCUACCGGUGGCAACACCGAAGCCCCUGCCGCUGGCAACACUGAGGCUCCCGCUUCUACCCCCGCUCCCGAGGCCGGUAACGGUCAGCAGAACGGUGGUGAGCAGGCCGCUCCCUCUGCCACUCCUGAGGCUGGCAACAACAACGGCCAGAACGGUGGCUUCCCCGGUGCCGCCAACCAGCAGUUCCAGGGACAGACUGGUUCCAACGGCUCUCCCUGCUCCGCUUAAGCGAGCAACCUUUUUUCUUGGAGAUGCUGUAGUGUUUUAUUUUACUGAAGGGAGGAAACUGAAGCAAAGAUGGAAGAGUUGAAGAGGUGGCUGGUCAACCUUCAUGUAUAAAAGAGUCCUGUUGAUCGUUUCAAAACACCUAGAUGAAGAGGGGAUAGUCUGGUACUGUGCUCAUAGUUUUUUAGCUUUGUCUGUUUAAUACGAAGCAGUUUUAGGAC